AUGGCCAAGUCAAAGAAUCACACUAACCACAACCAGUCCAAGAAGGCUCAUCGUAAUGGUAUUAAGAGACAUAAGUUGCCAAGAAAGUUGUCAACCAGGGGGAUGUGUCCUAAGUUUUUGAGGAACCAAAAGUUCUGCAAAAAACACCAAAGGGAAGCUGGCUCUGAAGAGGAAUAG
This is a messenger RNA of Theileria orientalis strain Shintoku, 177 nucleotides long. Its product is annotated as ribosomal protein L29. Bases 1 to 177 code for a protein of 58 amino acids. The transcript is spliced from 3 exons. Gene Ontology annotation, molecular function: structural constituent of ribosome. Lineage: Eukaryota; Apicomplexa; Aconoidasida; Piroplasmida; Theileriidae. Gene Ontology annotation, cellular component: ribosome; cytosolic large ribosomal subunit. Gene Ontology annotation, biological process: cytoplasmic translation. The record is from RefSeq and is a predicted model, not a curated record.